Messenger RNA from Cryptotermes secundus, 2182 nucleotides. It is a transcript of the gene Trmt6, whose product is annotated as transcriptional adapter 1. Gene Ontology annotation, biological process: regulation of transcription by RNA polymerase II; tRNA methylation. Gene Ontology annotation, cellular component: SAGA complex; tRNA (m1A) methyltransferase complex; nucleus. The coding region runs from base 643 to 2112 and encodes 489 amino acids. The transcript has 2 exons. The record is from RefSeq and is a predicted model, not a curated record. Lineage: Eukaryota; Metazoa; Arthropoda; Insecta; Blattodea; Kalotermitidae. Gene Ontology annotation, molecular function: transcription coactivator activity.
CCUUGGAAAAUAUGUAUUUGUUGUAGGUCAUGUAAGUGUACGAAAGUGGUCAGAUUUGCCAAUGGCUGAAACUGAAAGUUCUGUUUGAAUGUUGCAUGUUACCUAUUGGCUGUAGCUUCUUUCAUUGUAAAUAUACUUGCGCACACAUGUGUAUACCCAGUUUAGUAUUAACAAAGAAAUUUACGUUAGUCACUCGUAUAAAUUGAAGCUGUCAUUUGAAACUAGUGAAACACGGGUGUUUUGUAGGUUUUAGGUUAUGUUUGUCGUGUGUCUGCUUUGCGUAUUUCAGUUUUAAUAUGUUAGAUUUUAAUGCAAAGAAUUAAGCGUGUCUGUGAUUCAGAAUCUGGAUGCAAUCUGUUCUCUUUUUAAAACAAUAUCCUGCAUUGAAUUACAUAUUGCCAGGUGAUGUGUUAAGCGGAUUUUGACUUUAGAUCUACGUACAUUGGCACCAAAGUUCAGGUACAGCGUUGUGUUGUAAAGUUAGUGUGUACUAGGUACGAGCGGAGCUCGUGUUGCGAAUCCAGGCAUUUAUGUGGUUUAUGUGCGAUCUAUCGAGACGGUUACGAACAGUAAAGCUUCGGAGCAAUAAAAUUUCGAACAGUUAUAUGUUUAGAAAUUUAUACUGAACGGGUUACCACAAGAAUGACCAACAAAAUGGAAGAAAAUUAUGUAAAAGUCGGGGAUUACAUAAUUAUCCAGAGACAGAAUUACACCAAAUUGCAUAAAGUGACUUUGAAAGGUACUGUAAUGUUGGGUAAAGAUCAGUUAGAACUGGGAACCAUUAUUGGGAGGCCUGUAUGGAAGACUUACAAAAUGGAACCCAAAAAGAAUGGAAAACGUGUUUUUGUGCUGAAAGAAUGUGACAAGUAUGAGUCACUUGCAGAACAAUUAAAAAAAGAUGUGUCAAGUGGAUCAGAUAAUAGAAACAUAUUUGAUGACGGUAGAUCUCAGUUGUUAUCGACAGAAGAGAUAAUUGGUUUGCGUACAAGUGGGUUGUCUGGACAAGCUAUUGUUGGACAGUUGAUAGAGAACAGCAAGACAUUUCGUGACAAAACAGAAUACUCUCAAGAGAAGUACUUAAAAAAGAAAGAGAAAAAAUACUUUGAGUACAUAACAGUUCGAUGGCCAACUAUAAGACUUAUAUCUGAGGUCAUGUACCGUACAGAUCCAGUGAAGAUUAUGGGUCUUCGCAUGGAUACAUUAUCGCAGAUUCUAACCAUUGUUGGCAUGCAUUCCCAUGGUAUGUACAUGUUGUAUGAGAGUGGAUGCCAGGGGCUUGUUGCAUCUGCAAUGUUGAACAAUAUCAGUAUUGGUGGACGACUUCUCCAUAUCCACCCAGGAAAUCUCCCUCAGAAACAAGCAAUCUAUGCAAUGAAUUAUAGCAGUGACAAAAUGUCUUGCCUUAUUAGUGUUAAUAUAUACAGUUUCCUUCGAAAGCUUCUUCAGGAAAAUUCUGUGCAAAAUGAAAAUGGUGUUCAGGUACCCAAGAAGGAGGCUGUCGUUAAUGAAGGCUUUGUGUCAGAAUCUGAAAAUGAUGGUGGAGUAAUAAAGACUGAAGAUUUCUCAAGUGAUGUAAUGCAUAGAAAAGAAAGUGUGAUAAGUGAAACAAAUUCUCUGAAUGACAAAUUGGUACAGGAUUCUUCAAGGGAAGAUAAUGAGAUUGUGGAAGAAAAGGAAAUCGCUUUAGAUGUAGUGAAUGAGAAAAAAAGGAAACACUCUGACACAGAUGAAAACAUGUCAAAGAAGCCCCGAUGGGAGCAGGAAACUGAGAAAGCAGCUGACUUUCUCAGGCUGUCCAAAGCAGAUGGCCUGGUAAUCGUUGCUCGUGAACACCCUGCCAACAUUUUGACUGCACUGUUGCCAUAUAUUGCCCCAUCAAGACCAUUUAUUGUAUAUUGCCCAUGUAGAGAACCACUUUUAGAAUUAUAUGUACAACUUAAGGGAAAGAACAGUACUGUUGGGCUUCGAGUCACAGAGACAUGGCUUCGCUCCCAUCAGGUCCUGCCGAGCCGCACUCACCCAGACAUCUUGAUGAGUGGGGGUGGAGGAUACCUUUUGAGUGGGAUAGUUGUGGAAGGUGGUACCAGUACACAGGAACUAAGUUUGUCGUAAUAAUGUUCUUAAAAUGGUUGUACUGAAACUAUGAUUCAUUAAUAAAGUAAAAGAAUGUGGAAGCCAUGCA